GCCAAUCGUUCAAACCUCUCACAUCAGCCGUCAUUAUGAAGUCGAUCGUGUUGUGUUUCUUUUUGGGAGUUAUUGGACUCAUCAGCGUAGCUCAAGCCGCUGAGGAUUAUUGCUCGAAAACCCUCUGCGGUGCCGGUGAAAAACAUAUUGCAUGCGAACAUCCAGGCACUUUCGGAAAAAACUGUCCCGAAGAAAGAAAACUUAUCACAAUAGAUGAACCCAUGAAAAAGUUAAUCGUUGACCUUCACAAUGAAUUACGUGAUAAAACAGCUAGUGGAGAGUUAGAAGGCUAUAAGCCAGCAAAAAGGAUGGCAUCCAUGACCUGGGACAAUGAAUUAGCCUAUCUAGCUGGUUUACAGGCAAUGGGUUGUGAAAUGGAGCACGACGAAUGCCACGCUACAAAAACAUAUAAAUUAUCUGGACAGAAUCUAGGCCAAUCAUGGUAUAUGGGAGAGCCGAAGCCAACAAUUGCUGAUACUUUCACUGAUCUGAUUAAGUCUUGGCAUUCGGAACAUGAGUUUGCAAACAUGGAUAUUAUUCGCAACUAUCCAAGUAAUUGGGAUGAGCCGGACGAUAUAGGACAUUUCACAGUACUGGUUAAUGAUUUUAAUACUAAAGUUGGAUGUGGGUCCGUAUGGAUGAUCGAUGAGGACAAAUAUGAUUCAGUUUUGCUGACGUGUAAUUACGCGGUUACUAACCUCGUUAAUAAUCCUGUUUAUGAAGAAGGACCACCUGCAUCUGGAUGCAAGACUGGAAAACAUCCAGAUUAUAAGAACUUGUGCUCUUCUAAGGAAGUAUUUUAGGUGAAUUCUUGUGACGAACAUAAAUGAUUGUAUUAAAGGAUUAAAUUGAAAUGGAAAAUA
Messenger RNA from Eupeodes corollae, 863 nucleotides. RefSeq names its product antigen 5 like allergen Cul n 1-like. Lineage: Eukaryota; Metazoa; Arthropoda; Insecta; Diptera; Syrphidae. The transcript is spliced from 3 exons. The record is from RefSeq and is a predicted model, not a curated record. Bases 36 to 803 code for a protein of 255 amino acids.